Tetrahymena thermophila SB210 is the source of this 795-nucleotide messenger RNA. Its product is annotated as ribosomal RNA large subunit methyltransferase. The record is from RefSeq and is a predicted model, not a curated record. Gene Ontology annotation, cellular component: cytoplasm. The transcript has 3 exons. Gene Ontology annotation, molecular function: tRNA methyltransferase activity. NCBI's taxonomy places the organism in Eukaryota, Ciliophora, Oligohymenophorea, Hymenostomatida, Tetrahymenidae. Gene Ontology annotation, biological process: cytoplasmic translation; tRNA methylation.
AUGGGAAAGUUCACAAAGGAUAAGAGAGAUAUAUAUUACAGAAAAGCCAAGGAAGAUUGUUUUAGAGCUAGAUCUGCCUAUAAGCUUUUGCAAAUAGAUGAAGUAUUUGGUAUUUUUGAAAAUGCUGAGAGAGUUAUAGAUUUAUGUGCAGCUCCAGGUAGUUGGAGUUAGGUUGUAUCAAAAAAGCUGACUGAAAAAGGGUUAUUCAAGGAUUCUAAUGGUGAAGAUGUACGUAUUAUAUCAAUAGAUUUACAAGAAAUGGCUCCCAUAGAUAAUGUUGUAUAAUUGCAAGGUGAUAUAACUAAAAAAGAAACUGUAGAUGAAAUAUUACAUAAAUUCAAAGGUAACAAAGCUAAUUUAGUUAUCGAUGAUGGUGCCCCUGAUGUUACAGGUUUCCAUGAUAUAGAUUAAUACUUACAAUCUUAGUUGAUGGUUGCUGCACUUAAUAUUUGUAACGAAACAUUAAAAAAGGGAGGACAUUUUGUUGCAAAAAUUUUUAAGGGAACAGACAUUAAAUUUUUGUACUCAUAAUUUAAAUUAUUCUUUAAAAGCGUAUAUGUUGUUAAACCUAAAAGUUCUAGAGCUUCUUCUGUAGAAAAUUUCUUAGUAUGCCUAUAAUACGAUCCUCCUCAAUCAUUUGAAAACUCUACUACAAAAAGUUUAUAUACCUUUUAACCUGAAAUAGAAAAGAUAUAAGAAGUUAAUGAGUAAAUUUCUAAACAAACUAAGGAAGAUCAAAAGUAUUACAAAUUUGUCACAUGUGGAGACCUUUCAGGAUUUGAUGAAGCAGAUUGA